Molecule: messenger RNA, 1830 nt
Organism: Perca flavescens (yellow perch)
Lineage: Eukaryota; Metazoa; Chordata; Actinopteri; Perciformes; Percidae
Product: leucine-rich repeat and immunoglobulin-like domain-containing nogo receptor-interacting protein 1
Exons: 1
Coding region: 1-1830 (609 amino acids)
Cellular component (GO): plasma membrane
Molecular function (GO): protein binding
Source: RefSeq, a predicted model, not a curated record
AUGUUUGAGGGGAUUGCUAUCCACCAAUGGCUGUGCUGGGGAACUCUCUACCUGUUGGCAGUGGGGGUGGCAUUAUCAUCUGAAACACGCUGGCUGUGUCCAAAGUCGUGCCGCUGCAACACCGUGCUGCUGGAGGUGAACUGCUCUGAUGGCCAACUCACCACAGUGCCCAACGGUCUCCCACAAAACCCUAAACUACUAAAUCUAACACAUAAUAAGAUCAAGACUCUGGUGCACCAGCAGUUCCUUACUUUGACACAACUUUUGGAUUUGGAUUUGAGUGACAAUAUUAUAGUAAUAAUUGAAGUGGAAGCCUUUCUCGGCUUGCAAAGUCUGAUAACUCUGCGUCUUGCCCGCAACCACCUGAAGAUUAUUCCUGUCGGAGUGUUUGCUGGUUUGCCAAAACUGAAGUUACUGGACAUAAGCAGCAAUGAGAUCCUUGUUUUUCUAGAUUUUACCUUCCGUGACUUAACUGCCCUGCAGUUCAUUAAAGCAGCAGAUAAUGACUUAGUUUUUAUUUCUCAUCAAGCUUUUACUGGCUUAACUAGUCUGCAAGAGCUGCGCCUUGACGGCUGCAACCUCACUGCUGUGCCAACAGAGGCACUCACACAGCUCGGGAGCCUGAAAAGUCUUCAUUUUUACCGAAUGGGCAUCACCACGCUGCCAAACUACUCUUUUCGUCACCUAGAGCGUCUGAAGGAACUUCUCAUUAGUCAUUGCCGCUGGCUGGAGAACCUGUCAGGAAACAGUCUCUUUGGCCUAAAUCUUACAUCCCUAACCAUUAGACACUGUAACCUCAGUGUUGUCCCCUACAUCUCUUUGCAUCAUCUUGUAUAUCUUGUGUACCUUGACCUUUCUUUUAACCCAAUCACCUACAUUCAUGAAAACCUGUUUGGAGACUUGCUCCGGCUCCAAGAGCUCCAUCUGGUGGGGGGAUCAUUGCUACAUAUCGAAAUCGGAGCAUUCAAGGGUUUGGCACAUUUCAAAUUGCUGAAUGUAUCUAGAAACUUUCUCACUACACUCGAGGUAGGAGCUUUCCAUUUGGUGGACGCCCUAAGAACUCUGGGACUUGAUAACAACCCACUAGCAUGCGACUGCCGUCUGCUGUGGGUGGUGCAAAGGCGACUAUAUCUGGACUUUGGUGGAAAUCCGCCGACUUGCGCUACCUCCGUCCAGUUGCAGGGAUGGUAUUUUGUAGACUUUACUGAAGCUGAGCUCCCAGGCCUGCUCACAUGUCGGCAGCCUAGUAUUCUAAACCCUAAACCUCAAGAAGUGAGAGUAGAUCAAGGACAAACGGUUGUGUUUUAUUGCAAUGCAGAAGGUGACCCUCUGCCAUCUGUCACCUGGAUAAGCCCGCAGCUAAAACCUCUGUCACCUAUUGGUAGAAUACGGGCUCUCUCUAAUGGCUCGCUGGAGGUUCGCUAUGCUCAACCUCAAGACAGUGGUGCUUAUCUCUGUGUGGCAUCUAAUGCGGCAGGAAAUGACAGCCUGCUUGUCAGCAUUCAUGUCCGAGCCUUUCCAUCAUCUUCUAAAAACCCCUUUCAUCUUAAAGGUUGGUUUGCCUUUCCAUCUGCCUCUCCAGGUGUGAAUGGAAAUCAGAAUAUCCCAUUAGAUGUCAAGACGUUACUGGUAGCUGCAACCAUUGGAUUGAUUUCAUUUUUCAGCUCUGUGAGCGUUUGUUUCAUCUUCAUGUUUUUCUGGAGUAAGAGUAAAGGGCAAAUAAAGCACACAGCCACAAUAGCAUACGUGCCACGAAGCGCUGUGUCAAGUAGUAAUGGAGGGAAAGGCAACUAUAUGGAGACAAGCAGGUUCACCAUGAAACUAAUAUGA